UUUCCACGACAUGUUGGCUGGUGGUUACGGGCCUUGGCCGCUAUCGCUGUCGCCAAUUGAUGCCGUAGAGAGCAGUGGAGUGCUGGAGUGCAGGCCGGCUGCCGUGCACCAUGCAGAAAGGGAACUGGCGUUGCUUGUCGUUCCGGAUGAGUCGGACCGCAAUUGGGUAUUCUCGAUCAGGGCGGUCUUUAUUGAGGAGGGUUGGCUACGGUACUGUGUAGGUGGUUGAAGAAGACUGACUGACUG
This is a messenger RNA of Neurospora tetrasperma FGSC 2508, 246 nucleotides long. RefSeq lists its product as uncharacterized. The record is from RefSeq and is a predicted model, not a curated record. The transcript has a single exon. NCBI's taxonomy places the organism in Eukaryota, Fungi, Ascomycota, Sordariomycetes, Sordariales, Sordariaceae. The coding region runs from base 11 to 229 and encodes 72 amino acids.